This is a messenger RNA of Scaptodrosophila lebanonensis, 324 nucleotides long. RefSeq names its product transcription initiation factor IIA subunit 2-like. The record is from RefSeq and is a predicted model, not a curated record. Gene Ontology annotation, biological process: transcription initiation at RNA polymerase II promoter; RNA polymerase II preinitiation complex assembly. Gene Ontology annotation, cellular component: transcription factor TFIIA complex. The transcript is spliced from 2 exons. Gene Ontology annotation, molecular function: TBP-class protein binding; RNA polymerase II general transcription initiation factor activity. Lineage: Eukaryota; Metazoa; Arthropoda; Insecta; Diptera; Drosophilidae. The coding region runs from base 1 to 324 and encodes 107 amino acids.
AUGACUUAUCAAUUAUAUCGCUGCAGCACUCUUGGCAUCACAUUGCGGGAGACUCUAGACGAUCUUUUGCAGGCUGGCGAAGUUACAGCGGAUUUGGCUUUAAAAGUGAUGCAACAAUUCGAUAAGAGCAUCAAUACUGUCAUCGGCCAAGAGACAAAAACGCGAAUCAAAUUCAAGGCCGGCAGACUGGAGACCUAUCAAUUUUGCGACGAUGUCUGGACUUUCGUCCUCAGCGACGUGGACUUCCACAUGGGCAAGCAAGUCGUAAACGUCGACAGAAUCAAAAUUGUGGCUUGCGAUGGCAAGCCUUCUAAGGAUACCUAA